This is a messenger RNA of Plasmodium gallinaceum, 2358 nucleotides long. RefSeq names its product protein phosphatase PP2A regulatory subunit A, putative. NCBI's taxonomy places the organism in Eukaryota, Apicomplexa, Aconoidasida, Haemosporida, Plasmodiidae. The record is from RefSeq and is a predicted model, not a curated record. Gene Ontology annotation, molecular function: protein phosphatase regulator activity. The transcript has a single exon. Gene Ontology annotation, biological process: protein dephosphorylation. Gene Ontology annotation, cellular component: protein phosphatase type 2A complex; cytoplasm. The coding region runs from base 1 to 2358 and encodes 785 amino acids.
AUGUGUUAUACAAAAGCGCAAGAAAUAAUAGACGGAAUUCAAUCAUCGGAUUGCAAAAUACGAUUAAAAUAUGUAAAAGGAUUAAAAUUCUUAUGUGAAAUAAUUGGCCAUGAAAAAACAAAGAAUGAGUUAAUUGAAUUUUUAUAUAAUAUAAUUGAGGAUGAUUCUGAUGUUUUAAAUGAAUUAUCAAAUCAUUUAAUUUUUUUAACGAAUUUUAUAAAUGAUGUUAACAACUGUGAGUAUUUGUGUGAUUUAAUAUUGAGUUUUUUAAUAAAGUAUGAAAAAGAAAUAAAUAUAAAUGGAUAUAAUGCCUUUAAAAUAUAUAUACAGAAGUGUGAUAGUAGCACUUUAAUAAAUGUAAUUUAUCCCAAAAUAAUAAAAUUAGCUGAAAAUGAAAGUGAUAAUUAUCGCAUUGGAGUUAGUAAAAUAUUACCACUAAUAAUAGAAAGAUGUAUAUAUGAAAAUCAAUCGAAAUAUACUAAAAUAUUUAUUUAUUUAUUUAUGGAAUUGUGUCAGGAUCAAUGUAUAUUGGUAAAAAAAUCAUGUUGUGAUAAAUUUUGUGAUUUUUUAAAAAUUUUGAAAUCAUACAGACAUAAAUUAAACAAUCAUGGUAAUUCUAUAAAAAGUGAAGAACAGAUAAAAGCAAAUAGUGAAGAAAUUAGAAGCAACAGUGAUACAUAUAAAGUUAAUAAAGAUAAUACAAAAAAAGAUUUUUUAAAACAUACAAAAAAUAAUAGAAAUAAACAAGAAAAACAAGAAGAGAGAGAAAAAAAAGAAGAUGAAAAUAACAAAGAGUUAGAGAAAAAUGAAUUAGAUAAAAGAGAAGAAAAUGAUAUGGAAGAAGAAGAUGAUCAAGAAAAAAUAUUAUUUAUAGAAAAAUUAUGGAAAAAAUCGAAAGAAAUAUAUUCAAGUUUUUUUUAUUCUAUUAAUGGACUAGAUGAAGUUCAAAUUAGUGCAGUAACUAUAUUAAGUGAAAUUUUAAAUAAUGAUAUAAAUUUUGUAAACAAUAUAGAGCAUAUUUUAACCAAUAUAUGUAAUGAUGAUAGUUGGAGAGUGCGAGCAAUUUUAGCUAAUAAUAUUCAUGAAAUUUUAAAAAUACUAAAAAAUAGUGACUUAUCUAUGAUAGUAUUAUUAUUAUUAAAAGACUUAGAUAGUAAUGUGCGCAGUAUCAUUUUAAAUAAUUUAGACAAAAUAUUAACAUCUUCAAAAAUUACAAUAAAUAUAAUUGAUGAGGUAUUUGAUGAUUUAAAAAGAGAUAUUGAUAGUAAUAAUUUACAUUUAAAAAUAUCAUUAUGUAGAUUAUUGUGUUCAUUACCAGAUAUUUUAGACAAAAAUGGGUCUAUUGAAUAUAUAUUACCUUUAUUUUUACUUUUUAUUAGAAUAGAAGAAACCGAUUUAAAAUCUGAAUUGUUUGUAUGUUUGCAUAAAAUAUCUAAACUAAUAUCUUUUUUUGAUAUGAAACAAAUAAUAAUUCCAUUAUGCCAUGAAAUUGUGAAAAACAAAAAUUGGAGGUUAAAAUAUUCUUUGUAUUACUAUUUAAAAUUUUUUGAUCAUUUUUUCUUUUUUCAAAAUAAAGAAAAUAUUACUUCUAACUAUAAAGACUUCUGGAAUUAUAUAGAUGCAGGUGCAAAAGAUUUGGUUUAUUCAAUUAGGAUUGCAGUGGUUGAAACGUUAGAAUUUCUAAUAAAAAAUAAAAAUUUUAAUUUUUUUGAAAAAGGAAUAACAUAUUUAUUAAAUGAUUUAAAACAGUCUAGUAAUUAUAUAUUGAGAAUUAAUUGUUUACAAUAUAUAUCAAAAUUAAUUAUAUAUUUUCCAUUAAAAUAUAUAGAAAAUAAUAUUUUAAAUAUUAUAGAUGAAUUGAGUAAGGAUAAAAUUAGUAAUAUUAGAUAUAAUAUAGUUAAAACAAUUUAUUAUAUAAAUAAUUAUAUUAAGCAUGUUUUAUGCAUCAUCAAAAAUAACAAAUAUGAUGAAUUAAUUAACAAUGUUACGGAUAUUGUUAAUAACAAAAAUAAAGAAAACCAUCAAAAUUUUAAUUCAAGUAGUGAUAAUUCCCAAUAUUUCCAUAUUUUAGAAAAAAAAUCGAAAUUAUUAACGAAUCAUAUGAAUAGUAAUGAUUCAUUUUUAAUUGAUUCAUCUUCAAUUUCUUCACUUUCUUUUUAUGAUAAUAUGAAAAAUACAGAUACAAACAAAAAAAGUUGUGAAUUUAUUUUAAAUUUUUUAUCAGACAUGAUUAAUUUUUUAAGUAUCGAUAACGACUAUGAUGUAUCAAAAGCUUCUAUUUCUUUAAAAAAUAACGAUUUCUUUUUUUAUGUAAAUCCUGUAAAAGCUUUUAAUGCUGUCUGCAAACCAAUUAAAUGA